CCCUCCGCGCACGCGCCGCCCCCGCGCGCGGGCGUCCCUCUUCUCCGUGCGCGUCGGGCGGCGCGGCGCAUGCGCGGGGCCGCGCGCGCAGGCGCGGCGCGGUGCACCGUGGGAUACUGCGGCCCGGGCAGGCUGCACCGGCGGAGCGGGCGGCGGCGCGAUGGCCUCCAGCAGCGGCACCGACGUGAUCCAGGUCACCAACGUCUCGCCCAGCGCCAGCUCGGAGCAGAUGCGGACCCUCUUCGGCUUCCUGGGCAAGAUCGAGGAGCUGCGCCUCUUCCCCCCCGAUGACUCCCCCUUGCCGGUGUCGUCGCGCGUGUGCUUUGUAAAGUUCCACGACCCCGACUCGGCCGUGGUGGCCCAGCACCUGACAAACACUGUGUUCGUUGACAGAGCCCUCAUAGUCGUUCCCUAUGCUGAAGGAGUCAUUCCUGAUGAGACUAAGGCUCUGUCUCUCUUGGCACCAGCUAAUGCCGUGGCAGGGCUGCUGCCCGGGGGUGGCCUGCUGCCCACUCCCAACCCUCUCUCUCAGAUUGGUGCUGUCCCUUUAGCUGCUUUAGGAGCUCCUGCUCUCGACCCUGCCCUUGCUGCUCUUGGGCUUCCUGGAGCAAACCUGAACUCCCAGUCUCUUGCAGCAGAUCAGCUCCUAAAACUGAUGAGCACAGUGGAUCCAAAGUUGAACCAUGUGGCUGCAGGUCUCGUGUCCCCCAGUCUGAAGUCAGAUACCUCCAGUAAAGAAAUAGAAGAGGCCAUGAAGAGAGUCCGAGAAGCACAGUCCCUAAUCUCUGCUGCUAUAGAGCCAGACAAAAAAGAUGAAAAGCGAAGACAUUCGAGGUCGAGGUCGCGCUCGAGGAGGAGGAGGACACCUUCCUCAUCCAGACACAGACGCUCCAGGAGCAGAUCAAGGAGAAGGUCCCAUUCCAAAUCCAGGAGCAGGAGGCGAUCCAAAAGUCCGAGGAGAAGGAGAUCUCAUUCCAGAGAGAGGAGCAGGAGGUCUCGGAGCACAUCCAAAACCAGGGAUAAAAAGAAGGAAGAGAAAGAAAAGAAACGUUCUAAAACUCCCCCCAAAAGCUACAGCACAACCAGAAGAUCCAGAAGCACAAGCAGAGAACGGCGGCGCCGGCGGAGCCGGAGCGGGACGCGGUCCCCGAAAAAGCCCAGGUCUCCCAAACGGAAAAUGUCCCGGUCCCCGUCACCCAGAAGGCAUAAAAAGGAAAAGAAGAAGGAUAAAGACAAGGAGAGGAGCAGAGACGAGAGGGAGCGGUCAACGAGCAAGAAGAAGAAGAGCAAAGACAAGGAGAAGGAUCGAGACCGGAAAUCCGAGAGCGACAAGGAUGUGAAACAGGUCACAAGGGACUACGACGAGGAGGAACAGGGCUACGACAGCGAGAAGGAGAAGAAGGAGGAGAAGAAGGUGGCGGAUGCUCCCUCCCCCAAAGGGAAGGAGCCCGGGGCCGAGAAGGGCAGCGGGGAUCCGGGCAGGGAAUCCAAGGUGAACGGGGAUGACCACCACGAGGAGGACAUGGACAUGAGCGACUGAGCUGCCCACAGCCCCUCAGUGUGAUCCUUUAUGCUGUACUUGUUAAUCCUCAACCUAGAUGUAUCCAGCUCCGAGCUCUCCAUGGUCUGUCCAUCCCGAUACUAACUCACACCCAAAGCUUGAGACAGGGAUCCCCUGCUCCGGGGCCCAGCUGGGGCCGGGCCGGCCCGCACGUCCCUCCCAGCAAGGGCUGGCCUACCCCUCCUCCCUCCCUCCCUCCCUGCUUCCCUCCCUCCCUCCGGAGUGUCCCUGGCUGAGCCAGCAGGGCCCAGCGGUGUGGCAGUGUCCCAGCAGUGUGGGGAGUGUGGCACAGCCCCCCUGUCCUGCAGCCACCGAGGGGCUGCCGGGGCCUCCUGGACACUCCGGAGUCGGCCUUGAAUCGCACCAGCUCUUUGUGCUCUUGGCUUUAGUUCUGGUUUGAAGCCACGUGCUGGGCUUGGCUGGGUUUGGUUUCCGGUGGGUUUUGGUUGGCUUUGCCCAGGGUUCUGUGCUCUGACCUUCCUGAGGGCUCUGUCUCCACUGGGUCCGUUCAGCUCCACCCAGGGCGAGCUGGGAUGGUCUGACCUCGGGAAGGGCAAUCCUGGCCGUGCCCAGUGAGGGAGGGUUGGGGGAGCAGCCUCACCCAGGGCUGGGGCUCAGGAGCUCACCCGCUGCAGCAGGGAGUGCAUUUUAAAAUGACCUUGGUCUGUUUUUAAAGCAAGUCCAUUGAUAAUGUACUUUUUACUUGAUCUCAAGUUGUACAAACGGAUAAAUUUGUGUUCCUGUCCCGGCCGUUCCCUCCCUCCCGCACUCGGUGAUCCCAUGGUAUUUGCAGAGUAGUUACCCAAAGCUGUUCCUUAGUUCCAGCAGCUCCAGAGCUUUUACUUUUGUGCAGGUAAAGAGACAAAAGUAGCCGACAGUCUGUGCCAUGUCGAUGUACAGUUUCGGAAAAUGUUUUACAAAACUUUGAUAAUAAAACCCUGAAACUUCA
Agelaius phoeniceus (red-winged blackbird) is the source of this 2510-nucleotide messenger RNA. It is a transcript of the gene SRSF11, whose product is annotated as serine and arginine rich splicing factor 11. The record is from RefSeq and is a predicted model, not a curated record. Lineage: Eukaryota; Metazoa; Chordata; Aves; Passeriformes; Icteridae. Gene Ontology annotation, biological process: RNA splicing. Gene Ontology annotation, molecular function: RNA binding. Gene Ontology annotation, cellular component: nucleoplasm.